GCCAUAAUGGCCUCAACUACCAAGCCAAUCCAGAAGAUUCUGGACUCAACCAAGAUCGCAUCCUUAGCGAAAUUUGUCCGCCGGCCACCAAUUGAUCCGCAAACACCGAUCCAGGGGAAACCUCGAAACCCCGGGUCCAAUGCAUACAAGGAGCAUGAGAAGCGCGAGGGUGUGCGUUUGCAGAAGGCAUUGAAUGCCAUCACACACGGAAAGAACAUCUUCGUCUACCACAAUGUUCGCACGAAGCAGGUCGUGUACUCGUUGACCCGUUAUCUGGAGAAAAACAACCUCCUCCGUCAAAUGAUCUACCACGGCAAGAAGACCGUACCCGCUGAAAUCCGCCGAGACAUGUGGGUUCCAUACUAUUCCGUCCACUUCAGCGAUUCAAAGCUGGGCCUCCGCGCUUUCCAACUCCUCCGCGAGUUCUCCAUGCAACGACAACUCGCCCCACCUCAGGAGAUGAUCACCGUCACACCAGAGCUCAUUGCGGCCAAGAGGCCACAUGAUCCUGUCAAAGCGGAAGUAUACGACCGGAUGCACAAGAGGCGGAUUGGAAACACCAUGGAGAAGAAGGAGCGCGCCCGUGCGCUGAUGGACCAGAAGGCAACAUCCGUUGCGGACGUCGCGGCCGUACUGUCGAUUCAGGAAGAGGAGAUCGCGAAUGGUCUGCUGAGCCGGGAUGGUUCGCGUGGAUAUCUUACUCGGAAGGCGCGUCAGCGCAGGCGUGAGGCCCUUCACGAGGGACAGGAGAAAGUGAAGGAGGGCGCAGCUCGUAUUGGGGUGUUAGAGGAGUACCUCACCCAGCGCAGCGGAGAGGAAGUUAAGAUCGGCGAAGUUCGGGAUGGUCUCCCCGAGAAUGCCGAUACAGUUAAGAUCCUCUGGUAUGAUGUGCAUGAUGCUCACUACGCCGAGUCUUGGGCUCCCAGUGUUCAGCAUGGCAAGUUGCAACGCACUCGCAACAGCAUCAUUGGCAGUGAGCUGCACCUAAACGAGGACGUCGUUGCGAACAACGAGUUCAAGGAGCAGCAGGAGUAA
Penicillium verhagenii is the source of this 1035-nucleotide messenger RNA. Its product is annotated as mitochondrial 54S ribosomal protein mL67. Gene Ontology annotation, biological process: positive regulation of mitochondrial DNA replication; DNA recombination. The transcript is spliced from 2 exons. The annotation marks the transcript as partial. Gene Ontology annotation, cellular component: mitochondrial large ribosomal subunit; nucleus. Gene Ontology annotation, molecular function: DNA strand exchange activity; structural constituent of ribosome; single-stranded DNA binding. NCBI's taxonomy places the organism in Eukaryota, Fungi, Ascomycota, Eurotiomycetes, Eurotiales, Aspergillaceae. The record is from RefSeq and is a predicted model, not a curated record.